Messenger RNA from Adineta ricciae, 585 nucleotides. The record is from the annotation of a GenBank genome assembly. Lineage: Eukaryota; Metazoa; Rotifera; Eurotatoria; Adinetida; Adinetidae.
AUGUCGGCGUCUUCUUCACCACCCCCACCACCAUCUUCAACAUGGAAUACUUCGAAUAAAACACCUUCGUAUUCAGAUAUUCUUGCAACAUCACCAUCGUCUCUCUCAUCAGUAUCAACGUCAUCAUCAUGUUCUAGUCCUGAUCUACAGCAAAAAGAAUAUGUCUUACUGAACAAUAAAUCACGUCGGAAAAAACGGGCUUUCAUCCCAGAUGAGAAAAAAGAUCCAGUCUAUUGGUGUCAACGAUCGAAGAACAAUCUGUCAGCGAAACGCUCACGCGUUAAACGGCGAAUGAAUGACUUAGUUCUGGAAACAAAACUAACACAAUUAAGCACUGAAAAUCAGAUCCUGAAAGCCAAAAUUGAUAUGUUAGCAAGAAAAUUUGGCCACUUAUCCAAUACGGACGAUGAAGAGAAACUUCCUGAACAAAGAUCAAGUCCUGCACAAGUACAAAGUCUUCUCGAGCAGUCAUCACAAGCGAAUCUCCCAGAAGAAGAAUCACUGCUGGAUAAAACAACAACAGUACCAGCACCGAUGCCAAUCAAAUGGCGUUUUAAAUUAUUCAACAUGACCUCGAAUUCGUGA